AUGUGACCUGUAACCCGGUAGUAACCAGCCUUCCUCAACACCUCACUAUAAACAGUCUGAACACUUCACUCACUGUACUAAAGUAACGUUAGUGCACUGUGUUUAACACUGUUAUUUUCAUCUUUACCAGGAUGCUUCCUGCAGCUGCAGUCUUCCAGUUCCCCUGGGAAAUAAACUCUGGAGCAGUGCAGGAAGGAGAGUCAGUAAGAGUAUUUGGCAGACUUGCCUGCUAUGAUCCUGAGGUUUCCGAGGCCACACUGUCAGCUCAGCAUGCUUCAAAAGAGCACCAUGUGGUCAUCCACACCAUGUUUGUGGAGCCCUUUAACCCCAUCAUUGGGGCCCAGUACAUUGUUCUGGGCGAGAUAGAAAAUGCUAAAGGGGUUGGUGUGAUGGUCCGUGCCCGUGUGCUGAACUGUGUUGAUGGUGUUAAUACUGCCCUUCUACAGAAAGCCAUCAAUGAGCAAAGGAGCUUUUUCAGGGAGAGGGACCACAAACAGAGUGAUGCUCCACAACCUGCACACGCAACCUGAUAAGGGUCUUCAUUCAUCAAGUUUCCCAGAGUGCUCGUUGAGUAUCUGGACUAGAGCGCUGCCUCUUAAGCUGUUUGCCAAGAGACACUGUUUGCUGUUGUAUGAACUUUAAGAGUGUUUGUUUAAGUGGAAAAUACAUUACUUUCAUUAUGGUUAACUUGUCUACCUCUCUCACCAACAGUUUUCUGCACUUUAUCAGUCCUCGAGUUUCUGUACUUUAUCAGUCCUCGAGUUUCUGUUUGACAAUUACAGCCCCAAAUUGGAUUGACUUGGGUUUUACAGUUGAUCAGUGUUUUGGGUCCAUGACUUAUGAAUGUAGUGCAUUUUUUUGCCAUUUCUCUCAGUGUUAAGACAUCUGAUAUUAUUAGUUUUUCCGUACUGCCAUUUUAUAUCGUGGUCUUAACAUUCUUUCAUAUUGAUCUUAUAUCUUUCAAAAAUGCUUUAAGAUUUGUUACAAUAGGAAUGUUUUAUAUGGAUCAUGUCAUACAGAUAAAAAACUGAACAUGGAUAUAUUCCACUCACAUCAAAAUAGCAAUGGUUUAGCAUCUUGGUAUAGUCUGGGUUAUUAUUGGGUUAUAUUACAUAGAUCCGGAUUUGCACUGAAGUACCAGUAGCAGAAUGAAUAUCAUUAUAUCCAAAUUAAUUUAAUAAUCUUACAAACAAUAGAAUUCAAAGCAGAAGCCUGUAUCUCAACCACGUUAAGACCAAGUUUUUAUAGGUUUAAGACAAAAAUCAAUAAAGGCAUGUUCUCCUGUAUCUAAACACGUUGUUUAAAUUAGUCAGGCAUGCUCUAAUUAGUGAGCUAUACAGGUCCUGGCUUGUAUGCUAAAGCAGUGGUUCCCAACCUUUUGGCUUGUGGCCCCUAAUGACAGACUAUGGCCACAAAGUUGAUUAGACCUUAAAUGAUUAGUCUUUUAAUUGAUUAGUCCAUCAACAAGGAACAAUUUUGUUAGUUUAUUACUUACUGCUGUAAUUUCUCAAGCAGAAACGUCAUGUAGUUUUUAUUUCUAGCUUUUCCAAUGUGACGAUUUGCUGUUUUUACUUCUUUUCCACAAUAUCAGAUUUUGACUGUUGCUCAGACAAAAUGUAAAGAUUGUAAUUGUAAGAUUGAUUGUAAUGGCCAUUCUUCAUUGUUUUCUGAUAUUUAGACCAUUAUUUAUUUAGACCAUUAUUUAUUUAGACCAGAAACUGCAGAAACCACUGCAGCCUCAGUUUGACACCUUUGGUGGCCCCAACCCCUGUUUUUGGAACCACUGUAUUAAAGGAUGCAUCCUCAAAAUUAAAUCUAGUCUUCAAUGUUUUUGCAACUAGCAUGUUAAUGUGUACUGGGUGGAGUGUUGCCCAUUAUUUGUCCUUUAAUAUCAAUGAGAAACCUUCUUUUUCCUGAUACACUUGUGGUGCAUAAAAGGGGAAAAUGUAAAAGUCACCCAGAUUUUGUGUUUUAACUAGGUUCUUAAAU
Morone saxatilis (striped sea-bass) is the source of this 1989-nucleotide messenger RNA. It is a transcript of the gene ten1, whose product is annotated as TEN1 subunit of CST complex. Gene Ontology annotation, molecular function: telomeric repeat DNA binding; telomerase inhibitor activity; single-stranded DNA binding. NCBI's taxonomy places the organism in Eukaryota, Metazoa, Chordata, Actinopteri, Moronidae. Bases 132 to 530 code for a protein of 132 amino acids. The record is from RefSeq and is a predicted model, not a curated record. Gene Ontology annotation, biological process: negative regulation of telomere maintenance via telomerase. The transcript has 3 exons. Gene Ontology annotation, cellular component: CST complex.